Paralichthys olivaceus (Japanese flounder) is the source of this 4186-nucleotide messenger RNA. RefSeq names its product lectin, mannose-binding 2-like b (gene lman2lb). Gene Ontology annotation, biological process: endoplasmic reticulum to Golgi vesicle-mediated transport. NCBI's taxonomy places the organism in Eukaryota, Metazoa, Chordata, Actinopteri, Pleuronectiformes, Paralichthyidae. Gene Ontology annotation, cellular component: Golgi membrane; COPII-coated ER to Golgi transport vesicle; endoplasmic reticulum membrane. The record is from RefSeq and is a predicted model, not a curated record. Gene Ontology annotation, molecular function: D-mannose binding.
CGGCAGGUGGCGGUAAUGCGCCUUACACUGUAGGUGCCACCACGCUGGUAAACAACAAAAAGAAGAAGACUGAGGAAAGAGACGAAGAAGAAGAAGAAGUGUGUAAAGAUGGUUGCGGCUGUAACGAAGUCAAAUCUGGGUCAACUGACAAGCUGCUGCUCUUCACUUCCAAUGUUUCGUUUGAAAAACGUCCGGGAACUAACAUGGCUGCUUGUCGCCGUGUGUGUGUUGACGGGCCCGUCGCUGGCCGACGAGCAGGAGUUCCUGGAGGAGUUUCUGAAGCGGGAGUAUUCUCUCACCAAGCCUUACCGUGGGUUGGGCUUCUCCAGUUCCGCUCAGUGGGAUCUGAUGGGAACUGCCAUGGUGACGCCUGACCAUGUGAGGCUGACCCCAGACCUGCAGAGCAGGCAGGGAGCCGUGUGGAGUCGAAUUCCUUUGGUCUUGCGGGACUGGGAGCUAAAGGUGCAGUUUAAAAUCCACGGCCUGGGAAGGAAGAAUUUGAAUGGGGACGGAAUGGCCAUCUGGUUAACCAGAGAUCGCAUGCAGAAUGGCCCUGUAUUUGGUAACAUGAACCACUUCACUGGACUUGGUAUAUUUAUGGACACUUACCCCAACGCAGACAAGACCCAUGAUAGGACUUUCCCAUAUAUAUCAGUGAUGCUGGGGAAUGGGACUCUGUCAUAUCAACACGAUCAAGAUGGACGCCGCACUGAACUUGGAGGGUGCACAGCCCUGGUGCGCAAUGCGAUCUUUGACACAUUCCUCCUCAUCAGAUACACCAAAAACAGACUCACGCUCAUGGUGGAUGCAGAUGGGAAGCAGGAAUGGAAACACUGUGCUGACAUCACAGGACUGCGGCUACCUACAGGAUACUUCUUUGGAGCCUCCUCUGCCACUGGAGACUUAUCAGAUAACCAUGACAUCAUCUCCAUGAAGCUUUACCAGCUGACAGUAGAGAGGACUCCAGAGGAGGAGAAGGAGGAGGAGGAGGAGGUCAUCAUUCCCAGAGUUGACCACAUGGAACAGUUUCAAGUUGUUAUCCAGGAGGAAGGGAUGAGCGGAGUCCAGUUCUUCUUCACCCUCCUCUUCUCCAUCCUGGGGCUGGGUGUGCUGGCAGUGAUAGGACUGGUGCUUUACGGACGCUGGACGGAAAAGAGACGUAAACGCUUCUAUUGAUCAUCGGCCAAUGAUCUGUGUAGGUUUUCAGAAUGUAUGUUGCUUUAUCAACAUACGUGACAACAAUGCCAAGACUGCCAUAGCUUUACUGAAACCAUACAAUCAAAUGAACAAUGAGUGGACAACCUUGUGGGUUCGAGGCCCGGAAACAGACAUAAAUUAGCCGAGAUGAACACGUGAAAAGAUCAUGAACAGGUAAGCCAGCUGUAGAAAAUUCUUUUCAGUUGCUUUCAGACAUGGACUGAACUCUGGAGAUUCUCUGGAGUUUCUGUGGAGGAGGUGUAUGUGUGAACGCAAAUGUCCGAGUGAGAGCCCCUGGAGUUUCUGCAGCCUUUCUCCGCCUUGCUCCCUAGUAUCAAGUGUGUGGGGGGGAUUUCUGACAUGCAACAGACGCAAAACAAAAAACACCAAAUUCUCCAGAUGACAAAACAGUGUUAUACUCGUAGAAGACACCGACAAAGAUGUCGAGAGCUUUUGGUGAUGAGAGCUGAUGUUGACGUGCCGUGAACAAAAACACGUGAUCCCUGCAGCAGAAUGAAUGCGUUGCGUCCUGCCUCUGUCUGCUGCAUCACCCCUUCACCUGAAUUUUAUGCUGUUGUGAACAUUUCAGAGCAGAUAAACGUGAAAGGUAACCUUUGGAGAAUGUCCGCACCCAAUACUCCAGAGUUCCUCCUGAAAUCAUGUCUGAAAACAGCUUUAGUGUAAUGGAAGACGGAUGAGACAAAGCUGCUCUUGUAAAAAAUAAAAAAGAUACAUAUUUACAACUCAACUUGAAACACAGUGGGUUGAAAAAUCCCAUCGCAACUGACACUGUAGAUUUCAGGUGAUCAAAAAUAUGAGAAUCGAUUAAAAAAUCAGAUGCUGUGUUGUUGACCGUCACCAUUUCACAGGGUUUCUUGGUACAGAAGUGUAGUUACCUAUUACUUCCACUUGGUGCUGCCAGCGUGCAGCUUUAAUCUGACCCGUAGCUGCUGUGAAGACCAGUCAACCUGUGAUCACAGAUUCUUACUGCGCCGAAGAAGCUGCACUGAGCUCCUCCGUGCAUUCGAGAGCACCAAAUGAAAGCCAGGCGAUGCACUUUGAUCAGCUUGUGUGACAAUUGGGUUAAACUUAGCUGUUUUUUUAAAUGUACAACCAAUGACGCCUCACAAUAUGUUGUACAGUAAAAGAACCAUCAGAGUUACCAGUGCUGUUUAAGUGCCUAGCCAGGACCAAUAAAUAUGAGCUCUUACGUUAUAUUCCAGCUCUUUCUGCAGUUUUUAGUUCCCCUUUAAUUUCAUCUCAGAUGAUUUGACAGUCACUCUCUAAGGUUACUAACACUUCUUAGGUGCUGUUGUCACUUGAGCUUAGAAAUACACUGUCUUUUAGUAAAAUCCCUAACUUUCUCUGUAGCACUGAAUUACAUCAACUUCUCAUCAAUAGAAAUAUUUCAAUAUGCUAUGAACUAAUUCAUUUAGUCAUUAUGUUGCUUUAGCAUUUGAAUCUGGGAUGCACUGUGAAUUUGAUAGCCAUAUGCAGGAUCAUGUUGUUGUGUUAGAGUAAAGUGAAUAUGAAUGCUGUUUAGUGUCUAGAUGUGUAACCUGUGAUUUAUCUGUUCAAAUGAUGCAAUACAAGCUAGUGCCUUACACUUGUCCGGCGGCUGCAGCGCUGUCACGGCUGCUGUAGAGACAAUUAGGUGAGCUGGUUACUGUGAGCUGUGUCUUAACUGUGUAAAUGAGGAGCUUUGUUUCUGUAAUCAGGGCGGAGCAUCAGGUAAACUGCAGACAGGCAAAGUGACAGUGGAGCAGCCGUGUAAGAGGACAAGUCUUUAGAGAUUAAUGUGUCCGCACAUUUAGAAAUCCAUUGAAAGUCCGACUGAACUCAAACUAAGGGACAGUAUCAUCUGGAAAUCAGUUGCAUUGCUGAACAUUUGACUUUUUGUAAAACACAGACUCUUAUAAAAAUCCUGCAUCGUAACUUUCUUGUAUCUUAGCAGACAGAGUGAAACUAGUUUUACGAAGCCCAAGAGGGAAGACUACAGUUUUUCAGUCUUGCCCUGGUGAUCUAGAGAAGGGACAGGAUGCUAAAGUACAGGCAAAAAGAAUUAUAAAUAUUUGUUUCAUUAAAAAACUGCAAUGUGUUGAUUUUAACAAAAGCCCAAACCAACACUGGUAACGUGUCUGAUCAAAGUGUUUGUGUGGACGUACACAGAGGUGACACAGCCACAUCCACUGGACACUUUCCAAACAGGCCCUUUUCACUGCAGCCAUUUUGACUUGCAGCAGGUAAAGUUCAGGAGUUACUGAUAACAAACUGUUAAAAGCGUGACAGUGUGACACUGUGGCAGCAUGCACAACGACAGGACCCUGACACCGAAGCAGCUCAAUGGAAUUCAGGCGUCACUCGUUUUGCUUUCUUGUGUUAUACAUGACAUGAAUAGAGCCUGUGUGCAGCCGGUGCCUGGAGUCACCUCAGACCUGGAGCCUCAGUCAGAGAUGACGCGUUGGCUGCAGAGGUCUCAGCUCACUUUUAUCUGACUCCACAACCUUCGAUUUAUUUACAGACCUGGAGCCUUCAAGCUCAACGGUCACUUACAUCACUUGAGGCAAUUCAUUGUAAUGUGUUAAAGGAGACGUCUCGUGUGACUUCAGUUUUUCUUACCUGGGGGGAUGGAGGGGGCUGUAGGAGGAAAGUGAACAUGUAGACCUUUUCAAAUAACUCCAAUCAAAAUAAUGAACCUGAACAUUAGCACAACACGUCUCCUUUAAAUGUGCAGAAUUAAAAUGUCUUAAAAAUACUAAAUGUGUCCUGCUGCAGAAUGACUUGAGCAUCAGCUUUAGAGGUAUUCAUUUUUGCAUGCGAGUCACUUUAAGGCAAACAGAGGCCGGUUCCAGUUCCUGUGUUUUUAGCUAGAAGAUACAUUAACACUUCUCCGCCAGUUCUGUGUCAUUCUUCCAAACAAAAUGAUCAUGUUCACGAGGAGGAGAAAAAAAAAACUGAAAAACUACUGUUGAGGGUUCAAAAUUCUGUU